Molecule: messenger RNA, 767 nt
Organism: Solanum lycopersicum (tomato)
Lineage: Eukaryota; Viridiplantae; Streptophyta; Magnoliopsida; Solanales; Solanaceae
Product: C2-domain ABA-related family protein
Source: RefSeq, marked validated
AAAAGUUUCAAAUGGAAAAUCUUUUGGGUCUUCUCAGAGUACGAGUCAAAAGAGGCAUCAAUCUCGCAGUUCGUGAUGUUCGCAGCAGCGAUCCCUACGUUGUCGUCAAGAUGGCUAAACAGAAAUUGAAGACUCGAGUUGUAAAAAAGGAUGUUAAUCCUGAGUGGAAUGAAGAUUUAACUCUUUCUGUUGCAGAUCCCAAUCUUCCUGUCAUGCUGACUGUGUAUGAUCACGACAUUUUCAGCAAAGAUGAUAAAAUGGGAGAUGCAGAAUUUGACAUCAGGCCAUUUCUAGAGGCUCUGAAGAUGAACUUAAGUGGCCUCCCAGGUGGCACCAUUAUCACUAGAAUACAACCGUGCAGAUCUAACUGCCUGUCCGAAGAGUCUAAUGUUGUAUGGCAAGAUGGUCAGGUUGUGCAGGAUAUGUGCCUAAGAUUGAGAAAUGUGGAAUGUGGAGAGAUCGAACUUCAACUUCAGUGGAUCAACCUUCCUGGUUCCAGGGGUUUAUAGAAUGCAGUGUGUAUACAUACAUCUGAUUGCAGUAAGCUGCAGUCUAUGAACUGCUUUGUGAAUUGUGCUCUCACAAUUGAUCUCUAGUCGUGAUCAACGGAAUUUGUUAUAUUUGCACACUGAACCAAUCUGUUGUGCAAGGUUUUUCUAGCCUAUCGUAUAUUUGGUUUGAAUAUUCUUUUCAAAUUUUCUUGUAUCACUGUAGUUAUAUGGUAUGUAAUCAAUAUACAAGUUUGCAUAAAAGUUCAUCCCUUUGUG